Messenger RNA from Brienomyrus brachyistius, 3325 nucleotides. RefSeq names its product TBC1 domain containing kinase (gene tbck). Bases 133 to 2814 code for a protein of 893 amino acids. Gene Ontology annotation, biological process: protein phosphorylation; activation of GTPase activity. NCBI's taxonomy places the organism in Eukaryota, Metazoa, Chordata, Actinopteri, Osteoglossiformes, Mormyridae. The record is from RefSeq and is a predicted model, not a curated record. The transcript has 26 exons. Gene Ontology annotation, molecular function: ATP binding; protein kinase activity; GTPase activator activity.
CAGCUGUUGUAGGAGGAAGCGAAAACUAAAGACAGGUACAGACUCUGUAACGAAGUCAUGAAUGAGUAAAUAAAUCAGUUAAGAUAUCUCGCUAAUGACGAACGGUUUUCUGUAAAGGACUGUGCUGUCAUCAUGCUUCCCCUGAAGGACGCCCAGCUGGGGGCCUUCACCUUCUUCGCCUCUGCCCUCCCGCAUGAUGUCUGUGGGAGCAAUGGCCUGCCCCUCACCCCCAACUCCAUAAAGAUCCUCGGCCGCUUCCAGAUCCUGAAGACCAUAACGCACCCCCGGCUUUGUCAGUAUGUCGACAUUUCCCGUGGAAAGCACGAGAGGCUGAUUGUUGUGGCUGAACACUAUGAGAGUAGCCUGGAAGAUUUCCAGAAGCAGGGUAAAUCAGUAAGCCCAGAGAAGGUUCUGCAGAUUGCCUAUGAAGUUCUGGAGGGUCUGGACUUUUUGAACAAGGACGGGCUUGUGCACAGAGUACUUGGACCUCACAACGUGCUCCUGGACUGUAAGGGCAAUGUCAAACUGGCCAAGUUUGGUCUGUAUCACAUGACUGAUCACGGGGCGGAUGUGGACUUCCCUAUUGGGUACCCCGCCUACUUGGCUCCGGAGGUCAUCGCACAGGGCUGGUCCCACCCCAGCGACCCCUCCCACAAGGAGCCUCCCCGCCGCUCCGGGCCCAAGGUGGACGUGUGGUCGCUGGGCGUCCUGCUCUUCGAGUUGUGUGUGGGCAGACGGCUCUUGCAAAGUUUUGACAUAAGCGAGAGAUUAAAAUUCAUCCUUUCUUUGGGCUGCGUGGACGACAUCGUCACGGUUGUGGCGGAGGAGCACGGCUGCCUGGAGGUCAUCAAGGAGCUGCCUGAAAAUGUUCUGUCAUUGCUAAGGAAGUGUCUGACGUUUCUCCCAUCCGGAAGGCCCACCCCGGCCGAGCUUCUGAAGGACCCCGUGUUCCAGGAGGUCUCCAUCCACUACACGCCCUUCCGGAAGCCCGUCGGUCUCUUCUCCUCCUCCCUGCGCUGUGCCCAUCUGGAGCUGCCUGAUGACAUCAGCAAACUCUGCCAAGAUGACAGGGAGGACUACCUGGCGGAGAGGUCCAUCGACGAGGUGUAUUACCUCUGGUGCCUGGCAGGGGGCGACCUGGAGAAGGAGCUCACCAACAAGGGCAUCAUCCAGUCCAAGCCCCCCGUGUGCACGCUGCCUAACUUCAUCCUCGAGGAUGGCGAGUCCUUCGGCCGAGGGCGGGACCGCAGUUUCCUUCUGGACGACACCACCGUCACCCUGUCCCUGAGCCAGCUCAAAACCAGGCUGACGGAUGUCGCAGGAGAAGCAUAUUACCCAUUACUGGAGGACGAGCAGAGCAGCCUCCCACACUCCAACAGCAGCAACGAAUUGCCUGCGGCUGUGACGCUCCCCCUCAUCAUCCGCGAGCGCGACACUGAGUAUCAGCUGCUGCGUAUCGUCCUCUUCGACCGCAUUCUGCAGGCGUACCCAUACAAGAAGAACCUGGUUUGGAAGGAAGCACGUGUGGACAUCCCGCCUCUCUUGCGGGGCCUGGCUUGGGCUACACUGCUGGGCAUCGAGGGGGACAUUCAGGCCAAAUAUGACAGCAUUGAUAAGGACACCCCCAUUCCAACGGACAGACAGAUUGAGGUGGACAUCCCCAGGUGCCACCAGUACGACGAGCUGCUGUCUUCUCCGCAAGGACACGUGAAGUUCAGGAGGGUGCUGAAAGCCUGGGUGGUUUCCCACCCUGACCUGGUCUACUGGCAGGGUUUGGAUUCCCUGUGUGCACCGUUUCUUUACUUGAAUUUCAACAACGAAGCUCUAGCCUACGCCUGCAUGUCUGCGUUUAUACCCAAGUACCUGUACAAUUUCUUCCUGAAGGACAAUUCGCACGUCAUUCAAGAAUACCUGACGGUCUUCUCCCAGCUGAUCGGCUUCCAUGACCCCGAGCUCAGCAACCAUCUGAACGAGAUCGGCUUCAUACCGGACCUCUACGCCAUCCCCUGGUUCCUCACCAUGUUUACACAUGUGUUCCCUCUGCACAAAAUCUUCCACCUGUGGGACACACUUCUGCUAGGAAACUCCUCCUUCCCGUUCUGCAUCGGUGUGGCCAUCCUGCAGCAGCUGCGAGACCGCCUGCUAGCCAAUGGAUUUAACGAGUGCAUCCUGCUGUUCUCCGACCUGCCAGAGAUCGACAUUGAGCGCUGUGUGCGGGAAUCCAUCAACCUCUUUUGCUGGACCCCGAAGAGCGCCACCUAUCGGCAGCACGCCCAACCGGUCAAGAAUAUGACAGAGCCCAACGGAUUCGGCAAGGCACCCUCCUUCAGCGCCACCGACUACCAGGACUUGCCCAAGACAGAUUUGUCCCGGGAGCCCCUCAAGCUGAGUGAGCUGAAGGCGGAAGUGUCUCCACGCAUCUCCGCCGAGGACCUCAUCGACCUCUGUGAGCUGACGGCGGCCACGCAUUUUAAGACGCCCACCAAGAAGCCACGGUCUGGCAAGCCCAAAGUCAUCGCCGUGGACAUCCGUAGCAGUGAGGACUUUAACCGGGGCCACAUUUCGGGCAGCAUCAGCGUCCCGUAUCACACGGCCUUCGGACCUGACAGCGAGCUGGUGGCGGGUCCGGCCACCGCUACCCUCCAGAGCUUCCGGGGGAGAGUCAUCGUGGUGAUUAGCCAUGCCAUGACCAGGGCCAGCGUGUUUGCCGCCAACCUAGUGAGGCUGAACUACCCCCGAGUGUGCAUCCUGGAUGGAGGUAUCAACAAGCUAAGAGCCACAGGCUUGCUCACCGUGCCCUCGCCACAGAUAUGAGCCACCCCUCAAGCUGGAAACAUUUCAGUCUCAUUCAGGACUUUUAUUUUUUCUUUUAAAGCCAUUUUCAAAAAAAAAAAAAAUAAGACUUUUAUUUUGUAAUAUAUUUAUUAAUGUCUUGGUUACUGGCUUCCAGUGUGUGUGUGCCAGCACGUUGUACUGUCUCCGUCCCCCUGCCCCUGCUGUUACUCCCCACACCUGACUGAUGCCUUAGUUCUGCUACCGCCGAUAGGCCUGACAUUUCAUCCGAUUAAAACUCUCCACGCGCCAUCGAUUUAUCGCGCGCGCCGUGUAAAUCUCACCCACGGCGGUGUUUUUAUGGAGACUGAUUGCCGGCGUUUGUAUCGCGAGCCGCGGCCAUGUGUGUGUUUUUCUUUUUUUUUCGUUCAGCAUUAAUUUUCAUGCCAACUCCGCAACCAGGUGAAAAAGCGAAUCUGUGUCACUCAUCAGCGUUUCCUGUGCAGCUUUUCUGUCCGGCACCAUGUCAUAAUAAAAUGGCUUUUAAUUCCAA